Molecule: messenger RNA, 1894 nt
Organism: Cydia amplana
Lineage: Eukaryota; Metazoa; Arthropoda; Insecta; Lepidoptera; Tortricidae
Exons: 7
Coding region: 177-1577 (466 amino acids)
Source: RefSeq, a predicted model, not a curated record
AUUGAAUCGAGGAUUAGUCGUUCCUCUGCUCGGUCGAUGAAUAUUUAUUAUUUGUUUUUUUCUCGGUCGUGAAUACUAAACAAGGUUCGAUGUGUGGGCAACGAUGAGAUAAUAAUUAUACAGUUACAAGUGCUUCUUUGUUAAGAAACUUUUUGUGCUUAUUUGUGUGCGAUCAAAUGGCUUCAACGCCAGUGCAAGUGAACGGUAAUGCGAAUAAAAACAGUCCCCUGGGAAAGCGGAAAAAAUCUCGAGGAAGCAAAGGUUCAUAUUUAUCUAAAUGGUUGGACAAAACUAUGUGCCAUAUACAGGAGUCUACUCCCAGUAUGGAUACUUAUGAUUCUUUUAUGACACCGAAUAUGAAUUGGGGUUCGCAGUUCGCGCCGGGUUACGACCCGUGCAGGUUUAACAUGUUCGGUUACGCGGAGCCAAUGUCGCUGCCUACGCCGCCUACCUAUUGCAGUCCUGCGAUGCCGCUGUAUCCUCCCGAGUACCGUUACGUACAGAGUGUCAACAAGAGCGUGCAGGUGCAGCGGCCGCGGCCGCGCCGUCGCAGCGAGAAGCCCGAGGACUGCAGCACGCCGAACAGCACCCCAUUAAACACUAAUUACUUCCAACCAAAGAAUUGCUCAGACAGCCAAGACUUCGCGAGCUUACCGCCUAUAGUUACAUCAGUUGGCGACACGAAUUCCAAUAGUGAUAUGAAUACCAAUGAGAAGGACGAGUGCGCGCGGAGAUACAGCGAUCCUUGCGUGCAAGGACUGCCUGAUAUAGCCCGGCCGGCUAAUGGAGAGGUUGACUCUGGGUCGGAAGACAGCUCGGGGUUGUCCGGGAGUCAGGUUGGCAGUAGACUGCUGACAUACCUCUUGGACCAGAUAACGAGUUUGAAGAUGACCAAUGAAAGACUGAAUAAAGACUUACAAGAAACUCGAGCGGAACUAAACAGCCUGCGAACACAACACAGUAUCUGGCAGAAAGGAUCGAGUUCCAGUAUUGGUGGCAAUAAUGGUUUGGUAGGCGGUCAAUACUCGCCGGGCUACGUGACCGACCUAGUCCGCGAGAUCCGAGACUCCGCGCGGAUACGGGAAGAGGCCCUGUACGCACGAGUGCGUGCCAUGCUGCUGGAGAGAGAUAACGGAUUGGCAUCACCGGAAACGAAGUUCAGUGAGAAAACUCUUGAAGAAAUCAAGAGUUCACUUCGCGCUUCGGAGGCGGACAAGAGGCGUAUGAUGGACCGUGUCGCGAAACUGGAGGACGAGCUGCGACUGCUCAGAGUCUCCACGAGUCUCGACUCGAGCGAGAACGGCAUCACGAACGGCACCGAGGACUCAGAAACGGAGCGACUCCGGCUGCGGAAGGAGCUCGCCAGCAUGAAGAAGGCCAAGCAGAACGCGGAGGAGCACGCUUUCAAACUGGAGCGGCUAGUGACCCAGCUGCGUUCCAAAUUCAACGGUCUCCAAACGUCACCGAACGGGCCCGAGUCCAUCCCGAGCGAGACCGAACAGGACCCGAGCCGCGCGCGCCGUACCAGCGUCAAUUCGAAUACUACCGUCGUGUUCGGGCCCGUGACCGACUUGUAGCGAACACUCGCUAGCGACGUCUGUGUUCUAGCCACGGACGUGCUCUGCUCUGUGUUGGAUAAAAUAUACUAAACUGUACUUCAACUAGUGAAACCAAACAGGACCCGAGCCGCGCGCGCCGGACCAACGUCAAUUCUAAUACAUACUACAGUCGUAUUUUGACCUGUGACGGAUUUGUAGCGAACACUCGCUAGCGACGUCUGUGUUCUAGCCACGGACGUGCUCUGCUCUGUGUUGGAUAAAAUAUACUAAACUGUACUUCAACUAGUGAAACCAAACAGGACCCGAGCCGCGCGCGCCGGACCAACGUCAAUUCU